UGGGAAGGCAGUAGGAAGUUUCUGCUGGGGUCUGGAUUGGAGCUGCGGAGUGAGAUCGGCCCUGAAUGACCCGACCCUAAGACAAAGAGCCCCAAAGAGUCUACAUGUCUAAUAUUUAGACAUGUUCAGCUUUGUGGAUUCUCGGUUACUGCUGUUGAUAGCAGCGACUGUACUACUCACCCGCGGGCAAGGAGAAGAGGACAUCCAGACCGGGAGCUGCGUCCAGGACGGGCUGACGUACAACGAUAAGGAUGUGUGGAAACCCGAACCGUGCCAGAUCUGCGUCUGCGACAGCGGCAACAUCCUCUGCGACGAGGUGAUCUGCGAGGACACCUCGGACUGCCCCAACGCCGAAAUCCCCUUCGGAGAAUGCUGCCCCAUCUGCCCCGAUGUCGACGCCUCCCCCGUCUAUCCAGAGAGUGCUGGAGUAGAGGGUCCUAAAGGAGACACCGGCCCCAGAGGAGACAGGGGACUCCCCGGCCCCCCUGGCAGAGAUGGCAUCCCUGGACAGCCUGGCCUCCCGGGACCCCCAGGCCCUCCAGGACCUCCAGGCCUCGGCGGAAACUUCGCUCCUCAAAUGUCUUACGGAUAUGAUGAGAAAUCGGGUGGCAUGGCGGUGCCCGGCCCCAUGGGCCCUGCUGGACCCCGUGGUCUCCCUGGCCCUCCUGGUGCUCCUGGCCCUCAAGGUUUCCAAGGUCCCCCUGGUGAACCCGGCGAGCCCGGUGCCUCUGGACCCAUGGGCCCCCGCGGCCCCGCUGGCCCCCCUGGCAAGAACGGCGAUGAUGGUGAAGCUGGCAAACCUGGCCGUCCCGGUGAGCGUGGACCCCCUGGCCCCCAGGGUGCACGCGGUCUCCCUGGAACUGCUGGUCUGCCGGGCAUGAAGGGACACAGAGGCUUCAGUGGUUUGGAUGGUGCCAAGGGUGAGCCUGGCCCCGCUGGUCCCAAGGGUGAGCCUGGCAGCCCUGGAGAGAACGGCGCUCCUGGACAGAUGGGUCCUCGUGGUCUUCCCGGCGAGAGAGGCCGCCCCGGUCCAUCCGGUCCCGCCGGCGCUCGCGGUAACGACGGUGCUCCCGGUGCUGCCGGUCCUCCUGGCCCAACCGGUCCCGCGGGUCCCCCCGGCUUCCCCGGCGCUGCUGGCGCUAAGGGCGAAACAGGUCCCCAAGGUGCUCGCGGUAGCGAAGGUCCCCAAGGUGCCCGUGGCGAACCCGGUCCCCCCGGCCCAGCUGGCGCUGCCGGUCCCGCCGGUAACCCCGGUGCCGACGGUCAACCCGGUGCCAAAGGUGCUACGGGCGCUCCUGGCAUCGCCGGUGCCCCCGGCUUCCCCGGUGCUCGCGGUCCCUCCGGACCCCAAGGUCCCAGCGGUGCCCCCGGACCCAAAGGGAACGCAGGUGAACCCGGCGCUCCAGGCAACAAAGGUGACACCGGAGCCAAAGGCGAACCCGGUCCCGCUGGUGUUCAAGGCCCCCCCGGCCCCGCCGGUGAGGAAGGCAAGAGAGGAGCUCGUGGAGAGCCCGGCCCUGCUGGGCUGCCCGGUCCUGCAGGAGAACGGGGCGCUCCCGGCAGCCGCGGUUUCCCCGGUGCUGACGGCAUCGCCGGUCCCAAGGGCCCCCCCGGAGAGCGCGGUUCCCCCGGUGCCGUCGGCCCCAAAGGAUCUCCCGGUGAAGCCGGACGUCCCGGAGAACCCGGUCUCCCCGGUGCCAAGGGUCUGACUGGAAGCCCCGGCAGCCCCGGUCCCGACGGCAAAACCGGACCCCCGGGUCCCGCUGGUCAGGAUGGUCGCCCCGGCCCCCCCGGCCCCCCCGGAGCCAGAGGUCAAGCUGGUGUGAUGGGUUUCCCUGGUCCCAAAGGUGCUGCGGGUGAGCCUGGCAAACCCGGUGAGAGAGGAGCUCCCGGCCCCCCUGGUGCUGUUGGUGCUGCUGGUAAGGAUGGUGAAGCCGGUGCCCAGGGUCCCCCCGGCCCUACUGGUCCUGCUGGAGAGAGAGGUGAACAAGGUCCCGCCGGAGCCCCCGGCUUCCAGGGUCUGCCUGGCCCCGCUGGCCCCCCCGGAGAGGCUGGCAAGCCCGGUGAGCAGGGUGUUCCCGGAGAUGCUGGUGCCCCCGGUCCCGCCGGUGCCAGGGGUGAGAGAGGUUUCCCCGGUGAGCGCGGUGUCCAGGGCCCCCCCGGUCCUCAGGGUCCUCGUGGUGCUAACGGUGCUCCCGGAAACGAUGGUGCUAAGGGUGAUGCCGGUGCUCCCGGUGCCCCCGGAAACCAAGGCCCCCCCGGGCUGCAGGGAAUGCCUGGAGAGCGCGGUGCUGCCGGCCUGCCAGGCGCCAAGGGUGACAGAGGUGACCCCGGUCCCAAAGGUGCUGACGGCGCUCCUGGCAAAGAUGGUCUCCGUGGUCUGACCGGCCCCAUCGGCCCCCCCGGCCCUGCUGGUGCUCCUGGUGACAAGGGUGAAGCUGGCCCCCCCGGCCCUGCUGGGCCCACUGGUGCCCGUGGUGCUCCUGGUGACCGUGGCGAGCCCGGCCCCCCCGGUCCUGCUGGAUUUGCUGGCCCUCCUGGUGCCGAUGGCCAGCCUGGUGCUAAAGGUGAAACUGGGGAUGCUGGAGCCAAAGGUGACGCUGGUCCCCCUGGCCCUGCUGGCCCCACUGGUGCUCCCGGCCCUGCCGGUGCUGUUGGUGCUCCCGGUCCCAAAGGCGCUCGCGGAAGCGCUGGACCCCCUGGUGCUACUGGUUUCCCUGGUGCUGCUGGAAGAGUUGGUCCCCCCGGCCCCUCCGGUAACAUCGGCCUUCCCGGUCCCCCCGGCCCCAGCGGUAAGGAAGGUGGCAAAGGACCCCGUGGUGAGACCGGCCCCGCUGGCCGCCCCGGUGAACCUGGCCCUGCUGGCCCCCCCGGACCCCCUGGCGAGAAAGGCUCCCCCGGCGCUGACGGCCCCAUUGGCGCUCCCGGCACCCCCGGACCCCAAGGUAUCGCCGGUCAGCGCGGUGUCGUCGGUCUCCCCGGACAGCGAGGUGAAAGAGGCUUCCCCGGCCUGCCCGGCCCCUCUGGUGAACCCGGCAAGCAGGGUCCCUCAGGUUCCCCUGGUGAACGCGGUCCUCCCGGCCCCAUGGGCCCCCCUGGCCUUGCUGGUCCCCCUGGUGAAGCUGGACGUGAGGGCGCUCCCGGUGCUGAAGGUGCCCCCGGUCGUGACGGUGCUGCUGGUCCCAAGGGUGACCGUGGUGAGACCGGCCCUGCCGGCCCCCCUGGUGCUCCCGGUGCCCCCGGUGCCCCCGGCCCCGUCGGUCCUGCUGGCAAAAAUGGAGAUCGUGGUGAGACCGGCCCCGCUGGUCCCGCCGGCCCCCCUGGUCCCGCUGGUGCUCGUGGUCCUGCUGGUCCCCAAGGUCCUCGUGGUGACAAAGGUGAAACCGGUGAACAGGGUGACAGAGGCAUGAAGGGCCACAGAGGCUUCUCCGGUCUCCAGGGCCCACCUGGUCCUCCUGGCGCUCCUGGUGAACAAGGUCCUUCUGGUGCUUCUGGUCCCGCCGGUCCACGAGGUCCUCCUGGCUCCGCCGGUGCCGCCGGCAAAGACGGUCUCAAUGGGCUGCCCGGCCCCAUCGGCCCCCCCGGCCCCCGCGGUCGCACCGGUGAAGUCGGCCCUGUUGGUCCCCCCGGCCCUCCUGGCCCCCCAGGUCCUCCCGGCCCCCCCAGCGGCGGCUUCGAUUUCAGCUUCCUGCCUCAGCCACCCCAAGAGAAGGCUCACGACGGCGGCCGUUACUACCGAGCUGACGAUGCCAACGUGAUGCGCGACCGCGACCUGGAGGUGGACACCACCCUGAAGAGCCUCAGCCAACAGAUCGAGAACAUCCGCAGCCCCGAAGGCACCCGCAAGAACCCUGCACGCACCUGCCGGGACCUGAAGAUGUGCCACGGCGACUGGAAGAGCGGCGAGUACUGGAUCGACCCCAACCAAGGCUGCAACCUGGAUGCCAUCAAGGUCUACUGCAACAUGGAGACAGGCGAGACGUGCGUCUACCCCACGCAAGCCACCAUUGCCCAGAAGAACUGGUACCUCAGCAAGAACCCCAAGGAGAAGAAGCACGUCUGGUUCGGCGAGACGAUGAGCGACGGCUUCCAGUUUGAGUACGGCGGUGAGGGCUCCAACCCCGCUGACGUUGCCAUCCAACUCACCUUCCUGCGCCUGAUGUCCACCGAGGCCACCCAAAACGUCACCUACCACUGCAAGAACAGCGUCGCCUACAUGGACCAGGACACCGGCAACCUGAAGAAGGCUCUGCUGCUCCAGGGAGCCAACGAGAUCGAGAUCAGGGCCGAAGGAAACAGCCGCUUCACCUAUGGGGUCACCGAGGAUGGCUGCACGGUGAGCGGCUGUGGGGAUGGGGGACACGGGGAUGGGGGACUUGGAGAUGGGGGACAUGGGGAUAUG
Messenger RNA from Phasianus colchicus (ring-necked pheasant), 4402 nucleotides. NCBI's taxonomy places the organism in Eukaryota, Metazoa, Chordata, Aves, Galliformes, Phasianidae. The record is from RefSeq and is a predicted model, not a curated record.